Molecule: messenger RNA, 1989 nt
Organism: Microdochium trichocladiopsis
Lineage: Eukaryota; Fungi; Ascomycota; Sordariomycetes; Xylariales; Microdochiaceae
Exons: 4
Coding region: 1-1989 (662 amino acids)
Source: RefSeq, a predicted model, not a curated record
AUGAGUUUCGGGUUCGGUGUUGGCGAUUUUAUCGCAGUCAUCAAGCUCGUUAAAAAGAUUCGGACGGACUUUGCAGAUGCACCCAAGCAAUUCGAGCACAUUUCCACCGAGGUUCGAAGUCUAUCGAUCGUCCUCCAAGAUAUCGAGAUAUUUGUUUCUAGCGAUCACGUUUCCGACACCCAGCAGCAGGAUCUGGCUAAGGUCCUCGCCGGCUGCGAAGAGACUCUGAGAGACACGGAGAAGGCCAUAGACAAGUACUGCGAUCUGGAGAAUAAGAGCAAGAGCAUUGCGCAGGUAGUAAGAAGAGCAUGGAAGCGACUAACAUUCGAGCCUGACGACAUCCGGGAGCUUCGAAGUCGGAUAUCGGAUGACGUUAUGCUACUGAACUCCCUCGUCGGCGGCGUAACGAGAGACAAUGUCGCCAGGGUCGUAAAGCGACAAGAUCAACAAGUAUACCGAGAGGUUCUUGACUGGAUUACUCCAAUCGACUAUGCUGCCCAGCAAUCGGACUUCAUCAAUCGGCGCCUGGCAGGAACAGGCCAGUGGCUGCUCGAUUCAAGCGAGUAUCAGAACUGGAUCGCGUCCGCGAAGGAAUCACUCUUCUGUCCCGGAAUCCCGGGUGCCGGGAAAACCAUCCUGGCUUCUGUUGUCGUGAACGACCUACUCGAAAGGUUCCCUCCCGACGGCUCAACUGCGAUUUGCUACAUCUAUUGCAACUUUCGCCGCACGGAGGAACAGAAGCUCGACGAUCUACUAGGCAGUCUUCUAAGGCAGCUAGCGCAAGGUCAGGUCCCAUUCCCGCGCAGCGUCAUGGAUCUCUAUGAACGACACAAAGACAGACGGACUCGGCCAUCUAUCGAGGAGAUUCGCACGACGCUCCAUUCCGUGACAGCUAGCUGUUCCAGGGUAUUCGUGGUAGUCGAUGCUCUUGACGAGUGCGACGUAUCUAACAGCUGCCGACGGACAUUUGUAACUGACCUUCUCCGCCUUCAAACCCAAUCGAGGGUGAAUCUAUUAGCGACUUCACGUUUCAUACCAGAGAUCACCGAGAUGUUUUCCCAGGGCACGAACAAGGAAAUCCGUGCAACAGUGGAUGACAUUGACUGCUAUCUGAAAGGCUGCAUGCUAAGCCUUCCGAGAUUCGUGUCAACCAAUAUUGAUCUCCAAGAAAAGAUCAAAGAGAAGAUUAUCAACUCCGCGGACGGAAUAGGUAAACGUUCUCCGAAGGCUAUCCGAAGCGCGCUCGACGGAUUCGCGACGGGGUCAGAUGCGUAUGAUGCUGCGUACACCGACGCGAUGAAUCGUAUCAAAGGUCAGCUCCCUGAGCAGGAGCAACUUGCAUUCCAAGCACUUUCGUGGAUCGCCUGCGCGAAAAGGCCGUUAAAGAUAGUCGAACUGCUACACGCGCUCGGCACCGAGCCGGGUGCCUCCGCUUUUGAUGAAACGAACAUUCCUGAUAUUCAAGAUGUGCUCUCCAACUGCUGUGGCUUAGUCACCGUCGACGAACAGACCGGGAUAGUACGCCUUGUCCACUACACGACGCAGGAGUACUUUGAAAAGACCCAGAACAAAUGGUUUCCAGAUGGCCAGACUUACUUGACGGAAAUCUGCGUCAGUUACCUGUCUUUCGGCGUGUUCAAAGCGGGGAGAUGUCUGAGCGAUCAGGACUUCGAGAAUCGACUAACUACGUAUCAGCUGUACGACUACGCAAGUAACUACUGGGGCGCACAUGCCAAAUUGGCUACAAGCUACCAGUGGAGCAGUACAUUCCUUGAGAUACAGUCUCAGGUUGACUCUGCAGCUCAAGGACUUCUGGCGAGAAAGAUCUGGUAUGCCUAUUUCGACUACAGUACGCAAAUGCCGAUACAAAUGACUGGGUUGCACCUCGUGGCCUUCUUUGGAGUUCAAAAGGCGGCUGAGUUUGCUCUCCAGUUGUAUGAUCAUAAUGAGAAGGACAGUUUUGACCAGAUACAUCCUCGAGACUAUUGA